AUGAAUUCGCGGCCUCUGGACCUACAGAUACGUACCCUUCGGCACGGCACGGUAUUGACCCGGGAUGAAGCUCCGGGAUUUUGCCGUCAGCUCAGCGCAAGGUCGACAGCCCUCCAAAUUCCUGAUGGAGCACCGCAGAGGGCGACAGCUGCUGGAGCUUCCAAGUCACGAUCCGAACGACCGACGUCAUCAGCCUCCCAGAUGUCCGCCAUGCGCGCUCAAUUGCCCUUGCUGAGGACGGCGCAAGGUGUGCGAGCUGGUCAAUUGCCUUCUUACGUCUGCAGGCAAUGUAGAGGCAUCCAGAUUAGCGCUGCGCCGACGACUGAAGCGCCCAAGGUUGGCGGGGAUGUCUUUGGAGCUCGAGGAGCGUCGCGGGAUGCCGCCGACGCUCGGUUCGAGGUCCUCGGAUCACCAUACUCCCUCCUCUCCGUCUCUCUGUCGCCGUCGCAGCAGCUUUACACCAGAAGGGGAACAUUGGUAGGAGUUGCAGGCAAGGCUGAAAAUGCCCAAUCGACACUUUCCAUUCUUUCGCCCUUCACACGAGCCUUCCUCGGCGUUCCUUUCCUGUACCAACGCAUUUCAUCUUCAACGCCCCUCACGGCUCUGAUUUCCACAAAGUCUCACACAACGACCUUUUCCGUCCUUCACCUCGAUGGUACGACCGACUACAUGAUCUCCCAGCGCAAUGCGCUUCUUGCCUGGACGGGCCACACACUCUCCGUAUCGCCGCGUAUAAGCCGUGGCCUUUCGCUUGCCCACUGGGGAAGCACUCACCUCACUGGCAGAGGCCUCGCUGCUCUGUCCUCCCCCGGUCAGGUGUACGAAGUUACCCUCGCAGAAGGCGAAGAGUUUGUCGCUCACCCCUCGCACGUCGUCGCAUACGCCGUCUCUCGCAACCCUCCUUUGCCGAUGCGCCUAAAGUCGAACAUCCUCCGUCUCCAAAUUCCCAACAUCACUCGCUUCUUCCCCGAGACAAAUUUCAUGAAAGCGAUGCGCAAUACCGGUACAUACAAGAAUGUUGCUCGGUGGUUGUUCACUUUGAGGACGUCGCUCAGACGCACGAUUUGGGGCGACCGCCUGUUCCUCCAGUUCCGCGGCCCGACAACCCUUCUCAUGUCCAGCAGAGGCGUCAGAGUUGCUGAUGCUCUCACCAAUAAGGAGGUCAACGAGAUUGCAGAUGCGCCGGCUGGCGUAGUCCCAGACGCUGUUGAAUUGACCACUAAGCCAAAGAUCGAGGCAAAGCCCGUAUCGGUCGAGCAGCCACCAUCAGCCAUCCAUGUCGCCAGCGUAUCGCGUGAUGGAAAAGUCAGCUUCGAGGACGCGAAGGAUCUCAAAGAGUUUACAACGAAACGGUCAGGUUACAAUGCUGCAUGUGGAUCGACCUGCAGGUUAAGUCCGGCUGCUGUAGGACAUUUCCGCCCCACGGAGGCUGGUAUUAUUGACAAGCCUGACGUUCUAAAUGACACUUCGAUUUCCGACCGAGCGCCGAGCACACCCUUCCGAGACAAUAGAACAGUGGUGAUUGGUUCAAUGGUCAAAGGUGAACAGCUUGUAGCAUCCCUCAUUCCAAUCCAGAGUCUCUCGGGCUUCGCGUUUUCAUCUCAAGACCGAGCCAUAAAGCGGGUUCUCAUGAAGAAGAUGAUUUUGAAGAUGCCAAGAGUCUGGAUCAGGAACAUUGAACCUAUGAAGAAUCAUGAGGAGCAUGAGCCUGGCCAUUCUCCAACGCACGUUCCCACCGCGAGACUCCCAAAUGACACUGCGACAGGCGACAAGCUCACAAAGCUAAGAGAUGACUACCCAAGUACAUUCGUCACCACAACAGCUGGCCAUACCCUAGUUGAGCCGCUUGGAAGCAAGCGGAUCUUGGUAUCCAGAAUUGCGGUGAUCCAGAAGGGCAUGGCGUUUAAAACCGAACAUGGGUUUGUCUGGAGUCUUCUGCAUUCUCCGAGUCUAACCCCCCAAAACAAUCUUCCGACCAAGAAGCAAGCAAUCUCGUUGAGCUAUUCACCGACGAUACGAAACGACGCGAUAGUUCGCCCCACAAGCAUUGCUCGCACCCAAGGGGUCCAAGGGAGUUUCUUUUCUAAUCUCAUCAAGGAACUUUUCGCCAACAAGAUCUGCGCCCGCGGACUGAAAGGCGGCGCUGGCCAUCGACGCUUCACUCGAAGCCACUUGAGAGAAAAUAUCGAGAAAGGGAGCAAUACAAACCAAUACGAAGCGGCAACCCAAUCCACGGCCAUGCCGCGCUCUCAACACGCCCUCUCAACAUCGUCCAACUCGUCAACCGUCAUGGACAGGUCCACCGCGCCCGCAGACCCAGAAAAGUCGGACCACAUCCCCUACGAGUCCUCCUCCUCCGCCCGCCAAUCCCUAGAUCGCAUUCCCUCCCAGCAGCGCGACACCGAGGCCAACAUCUACCCAGAACCCGCCAACGUCGUCGAGGCCGAUCUCGAAAAGGGCGGCUUGGCGCACGCGACAGCAACGCAAGAUGCCAAGGCCGAUGGCCCGGUCGGUGGUGAUGCACCGUCACCGCCCGCGGCCGGCCCGCCGCCGGGGAUGAACCCGGCUGACUUUCCCGACGGCGGCGCCCAGGCUUGGCUUGUCGUCUUUGGAGGGUGGUGCGCACUGUUCUGUACUUUUGGGUUGAUCAACUGCGUCGGCGUCUUCCAGGCGUAUUAUGUGUCUGGUCCCCUCAGCUCGUAUCCUUCGUCGACUGUCGCGUGGAUCACCAGUCUGCAGGUCUGGGUAAUGACCUUUAUGGGCGUCAUUUUUGGCCGUUUAUAUGACACAUUCGGCCCCAAGUACCUCCUCUACUGCGGUACCGUCGUCUACGUCUUCGGUCUGAUGAUGACCUCGCUGUCAACACAGUACUACCAGUUCAUCCUCGCCCAGAGUCUCGUCUCGUCCAUCGGCUCGAGCGCCUGCUUCAACGCCUGCAUGUCGUCCGUAACCUCGUGGUUCUUCAGGAGACGCGCAGCCGCAUUUGGCAUCAUGGUCUCCGGCUCCUCGCUCGGCGGCGUCAUCCUACCCAUCAUGAUGUCCAAGAUGAUUCCCCAGGUCGGCUUUCCCUGGGCCAUCCGCGCCGUGGCAUUCCUGUUUCUGUUCUUGCUCGGUAUCGCGUGUCUGACAGUCAAGUCUCGGCUGCCGCCUCGCCCGCGCCCAUUCGUCUUCAAAGAAUACGUCGAUGGUCUGCGUGAGCCGCCCAUGGCUAUCACAGUAUGCGCAUUGUUCCUCUUCUUCCUCGGCAUGUUUUUGCCUUUCAACUUUGUCAUCCUCCAAGCGCGUGCGCAAGGUAUGGAUGAGAACCUCGUCAUUUACCUUUUGCCCAUCAUGAACGCUGUCAGCAUCCUCGGUCGCAUCGUUCCCGGCAUUGUCGCCGACAAAGUCGGUCGGUACAACGUAAUGAUAUGUAUUACCUUCAUCAGCGCAAUCUUCUGUCUCGGCCUCUGGAUCCCAGGAAAGAGCAACGCCGCAAUCAUCGUCUUCCUCAUCAUCUUCGGCUUCUCCUCCGGCGGCUUCAUCUCACUAGGCCCGGCCUGCAUUGCCCAAAUCUCCGACAUUAGACAGAUUGGCGUUCGCACCGGGACUGCGUUCGCCGUUCAGUCCUUUGGAGCAUUGGCUGGUAGCCCUAUUGCCGGCGCCAUUGUCGCGUCGCAAGGAGGCACCAACUAUCUUGGGCUUCAGCUGUUCUGCGGCUUCUCGAUGCUGGCGGCGGUUGGUGUUUUUAUCGCGGCGAGGACUGUGCAGGUGGGAUUCACGCUGAAAAAGGUUCAGGAGAAUGAGAGUUUACCGGCCGAUAUGUCCGCAACCCCGAUCUCCGCUCUAAUCGCCGGCUCCGGUUCCGGCGCCGUUUAUGAGCCAGAAAGAAACAAUGGCAAAAACAACGAUGAAAGAGAGUUUACAUAG
Molecule: messenger RNA, 3906 nt
Organism: Colletotrichum lupini
Lineage: Eukaryota; Fungi; Ascomycota; Sordariomycetes; Glomerellales; Glomerellaceae
Product: major facilitator superfamily transporter
Exons: 15
Coding region: 1-3906 (1301 amino acids)
Biological process (GO): inner mitochondrial membrane organization; transmembrane transport
Cellular component (GO): mitochondrial inner membrane
Molecular function (GO): transmembrane transporter activity
Source: RefSeq, a predicted model, not a curated record